AUGGCUGCUACUACGAAAGCUGAUGACCCUAAGCCGAAGAUUUUAGAGGUCGUUCCUGCUGCUGGCGCAAACAAGAAAAAGUCAAACGCUUAUCAAACCUAUAUGAAGGCUGCUCUCAAUGAUUUGAAGAUAUCGUCCCCUUCUAUCACUCACAAAGAGCGAUUCCUGUUGGCAGCCAAAAACUGGAAAACCGAUCCGUUAGUACUUAUUGACUGCAUAUCUCACUUUCAUGUGACCCUUCACGUGACUCUAGGCGACUCUGUACUGAAGCCUUCUUCGCGUUUAACGCUUACCCAGCUCGAACCCUCGACGCGAGAAAGCUUGAGGUCGAUUGGCCGAGUCAACCUAUACCAUAUCCUACAAAACGAAAUUAUGCUCAUCGAAAAUCGAAUGACUGUGCUCUAG
Melampsora larici-populina 98AG31 is the source of this 405-nucleotide messenger RNA. RefSeq lists its product as uncharacterized. Bases 1 to 405 code for a protein of 134 amino acids. Gene Ontology annotation, biological process: multicellular organism development. Lineage: Eukaryota; Fungi; Basidiomycota; Pucciniomycetes; Pucciniales; Melampsoraceae. The record is from RefSeq and is a predicted model, not a curated record. The transcript is spliced from 3 exons.